AUGGCUGAGUGAAAUGUUGUGUAUAUCCAUCUGUCAAAUUUGGUGAAAUUUAUUUUAUUUACGCUAUGGCUAAUAUUGUGUGAGUUCUUGUUUUUUUUAUUAGUGUGUUGAUUUAUAACUCAUAAAUGUGUAAGUAAAUUAUCACAAUGAACGGAUUAAGUUUCAGUGAACUAUGUUGCUUGUUUUGUUGUCCGCCAUGCCCUGGAAAAAUUGCUGCUAAGCUUGCGUUCCUCCCUCCUGAACCCACGUAUGCAUUCACGCCUGAUGAAACUGGAUCAAAAUUUUCUAUGACACUAACUGACCGAGCAGAAUGGCAGUAUUCCGAAAGAGAAAAAGAGAAUAUUGAAGGUUUUUACUCGAGAACUUCCAGAGGAAAUCGUAUAGCCUGCCUCUUUGUCAGGUGUAGCCCUAAUGCUAGAUUCACAAUAUUAUUUUCUCAUGGAAAUGCUGUAGAUCUGGGACAAAUGAGUAGUUUUUAUUUAGGAUUAGGUACUAGAAUAAAUUGUAAUAUAUUUAGUUAUGACUAUUCUGGUUAUGGUGUGAGUGGUGGCAAACCCUCGGAGAAAAAUUUGUAUGCAGACAUUGAUGCGGCAUGGCAAGCUUUACGGACUCGAUACGGAAUCAGCCCUGAGAAUAUUAUACUGUAUGGUCAGAGUAUUGGUACAGUGCCAACUGUUGAUCUAGCAGCUCGCUAUGAAGUUGGUGCUGUUGUGCUGCAUUCGCCUCUCAUGUCUGGCAUGAGAGUUGCUUUCCCAAACACAAAAAGGACAUGGUUCUUCGAUGCUUUUCCAAGCAUUGACAAAAUACCCAAAGUGACUUCUCCAGUCCUUGUCAUACAUGGAACUGAAGAUGAGGUUAUAGACUUCUCACAUGGACUUGCGAUAUACGAACGUUGCCCUCGUGCUGUUGAACCCCUGUGGGUUGAGGGUGCAGGUCACAAUGAUGUCGAACUUUUCAAUCAAUAUUUGGAAAGGCUGAAACGGUUUGUUUCAGUGGAAUUGCUCAACUGACAAAAACUAACGGCCCCAGGCCACGCUAAUUCAGGUGAAGACCAAAAUCCAGCUUCCACACUUAGCUCUGGGACUUCGAGUUCAGUGACAGAGAGACUCCUUUAGCAAGCGGGGGCCGGGCCAAGCCGGGCCGGCCCCAAAAAAAACUCACUUAAUGGCUCCUCAAGUCCACACAAUGUUGAUCGUAUUGUCGACGGGAAAGAAUUGCGUAGUCCACGACCAAUUACACAUAAUAUCAGCAUCAAUAUUACUGACACUGACUCCCCAGUAGGAGUUCGGCGACGAAUCCAUCUACGUUCGUUGAGCGACGUGACACCGGCGGGACGGUCUCCCGGAGCCCGCGCCCGUUCGCACUCGGAGAAACCUCGCGCCUCUCCGAGUUCCUCCCCUUCGCCGAGGGCCGUGCCGUCCUCUCCGCACAGCCUCGCUCCCUCACAGCACCCGCGGGUCGUUCGCAGCGAGCGUUCCUCGCCCGAUGCCUCUCUCAACGCGCUAUCUGACGAACCACGUCUGCGAACGGAAGCUCUCACCGUAAUCAAUGACCCUUGGAGGAAAAUGAGUGAAGUCGAUCUUAAAACGGCAUCCCGGAGACACAACACUAGAGCGUCGCUGGAUUCGUCGAAAGCUUCAGAUCCGUGGGUUAGGAACCCGACAUCGCGAGGAGCGUCCCGUGACAACGUGAGUACGAGCGGGCGGCGGCGCGGUAAGUUGGAGCGCUCUUCGGCGGUGACGUGCGAGGCGUGUGGCGUGACGGGCGCAGCUUGUGAGUGCUGGCGCCCCCCUUGCACGUGCGGCCCCGCCCCCUCACGUCUCUCCCCACGCCCUCCCGUCCGGGCGCACUCCGACGACGAGGAGAGACCGCGCCGCCUCUACAAGACUGCCUCACAAAAAAUUAUUUGUACCUCAAUGGACAGAGACACCUCUGCCCCGGUGGACCCUUUGCUAGAGACAACAUGCUAAUUCUCAAAUCUAGAUUAUAAACUUAUACACAGUGUAAUCGUUAUGUAGGUAUUCACAGGCGAUUAUUCCGUAACUAUUACAGAUAUCAAAUAACUUGUGGGAGGCUCCUUUGCACAGGAAGCCGGCUAGUUUAUGGGUACGACAACGGCGCCUAUUUCUGCCGUGAAGCAGUAAUGUGUAAACAUUACUGUUUUUCGGUCUGAAGGGCGCCGUAGCUAGUGAAACUACUGGGCAAAUGAGACUUAUCAUCUUAUGUCUCAAGGUGACGAGCGCAAUUAUUGUGGUGCCACUCAGAAAUUUUGGGUUUAUCAAGAAUCCUGAGCGGCACUGCAUUGUUAUGGGUUGGGCGUAUCAAUUACCAUCUGUGCUGAACAUCCUGAUCGUCUCGUCCCUUAUUUUAAUAUAAAAAAACUCAAACUGAUAUCGAAAGAUUUUUACCUAAUAAGUAAAAUAACAAGAAUAACUUAAAACAAAAACGAUAAGUAUCCAAAAAAUUUAUAUUAAACACUCCCAUACAUUUAGUAUGAGAUUAGUAGAAAUGCAUCGCACAACAAGGAUGUCACUUUGAACAUUGAAGUUUGAAUUUGCUUUGAAUUCAAAAUUUAGUACAUACUAAGAAAUAAAUUUUACUCAAUUAAAAGAUAGUUUUUAUUACUGUGUUAGAGUUGAUAAGCAGUUUUCUUAAAUAUAUGUUGGUAAGCUAGUGAAAUUACUGAGCAAAUGAGACUUAACAUCUGAUGUCUCAAGGUGACGAGCGCAUUUUUUUUGGGGGUUUUUCAAGAAUCCAAAGUGGCACUGCAAUGUAAUGGGCAGGGCGUAUCAAUUACCAUCAGCUGAACGUCCUACCCGUCUCGUCCCUUAUUUUUAUAAAAAAAAUGGGAGUGUUUAAUGUAUUAUUUUUUGGAUAUUUCUCGUUUUAUUUUUAAUAAGUUAUUAUUGUCAUUUUACUCAUUAAAGGUAAAGUGCUUUCGAUAUCAGUUUAAAGUUUUUUGAUAUCUGUAAUAGUUACAGUAUAAUUGCCUGUGCACACUUAACAAUUACACCCUGUAUAUCAUAUUGUGAUUGUAUUGUGCCCAUGUCCUAAUGGGCCCGGUUAUGUCAUGUGUUUAGAUAUGUGUGUUCUCUUUGUGUAUGAGUAUUAUUAGAAUGAAUUUUUAUAUCGCUAGUGUUUAGUACUCAAAAUUAUUCUUGUAUAAUAUCAUUAUAUGUAAUUCAAUUAUGUAAAAUUAUAGGUACAUUAGAUAUGUUUUUCAAAUAUUAUUUAUUAGUGUGUUUUUCAUGAUAUUCUAAACUUUUUUCAGGUUGUGCAUAAAGGAAAUCUAAAUAUGAUACUUGUAUUUGUAUUUAAGAUUAUAUUUGUAUGACAUGUAAACACUUAUCCCCUUAUUCAUAAUGGUCCGCUAACUUUAAACGGCCGCUUAGGAGAUAUUGUUCUCAUUCUGACUUAGGUCAAUAGAAGAAGACAGAGUGCGAAUUAGCAGUGCUUUAAGUUAGCAGACUAUUAUGAAUAAGGGGGUUAAUAUAAAAAAGCUUUUAUAUAAUGGUAAAUAUAACAUGUUUUAGCUUCACCAACCAUGUAUAGUGAUUUCAAAGUCAUUACAAUACUAUAUAUAGAAUGGUCAUAUAAUAAUCAACAUAUAUUACUAAUAUGGAUACUAUAGAAAAUUUCCUAGUUCCUACACUGUUAUAACUAACGAUUUUCUAUGAUCAUUGUUAAAACUAAACGUUUGCUAAAGCAAAAUAUAGUUAGUGAUUACAGUUGUACUUUGGUUGGUAGUUUAUUACAAAUGCAAUGGCACAACUUAAGUAUUGUUUAAUAAGUCCAUGUAAAAAUUGAUAUAGACAAUUUUAAAUGUAUUAUUUUUUAUAAUUUGAAAUGAUUUGGAGUAUGUUCCGAUAUGCACUGCGACCACUGUACAGUGUGACGUCAAUUUAGUAUACUGUGAUGCCGUUCCUUUAUAGCCAGUUAUACUGGUUACUAUUUAAAACGGAACGCAAUCCCGUAUACUGUCAGCCGCAUUUUUUGACGCAUCAUUCAAAUGGGUGUAUUAAAGUUUUCUAGUUCAUUAAAAAAAAAACUGUUGUUGGAGUACUGUCAAAUUAAAAAUAUCUGGGAUUAAACUGUAGGUAUUGGUUAUAAAACGUUAGGCACUCGAGUGGUUUUGACUGAUCACAUGAUCAAAGUACUGCGAGUAAAUUACCGCGAAAACGCCAGUGCUCAGUAGAAUAUGGCGGCGAUUUAUGACGUCAUAUAUUUUUCCCUAGGGUACUGCGGUAGUAUUCUGGUAGUCCAUAAUGGAACGAAUUUUUCUACAGUGUGAGCACUGUGCAGUGCUCGCAGUGCAUAUCGGAACAUACCCUUGAUGUGCAGUGUUUCAAAUUGGGCUUCCAAUUAAAUUAUUUAUAUUUUUAUUUUGGUGCAAUGGCUACUUAAUCAUAGACAUAUAACUCAUAAUAGAAGCAAAGACAAUUAAUUCUAUGAUUUUUAUUUUAUUAAUUGAAUUAUGAGUUACUUAGACUAUACAUAAUUAUGAAAUAUUUGUAGUGAAUACUAAAAGAAACCCAAAAGAAAUUAUGUAAAAAUAUCAAAUUAAAUAUCACUUAAACCCCACCAAUACUAAUAUCAAACCUUAGAUUAAGGUUUGGUCUCCGCUGCGCUCCAACUAGAUACCGCAUUCGCAGUCGCAAAGUACGGCAACUAAUACUAUGCCUUGAACUAUGUGUGAUGUUGACAUGCCACAUGUUCUGUUAAACUUUGAAACUAAAAUACCGGGUUGCAUAGUAAAAGUUUGUAAAAAUAAUACUACAAGAAAUAAGAAAGACACUGGAAUCACAUAUAAUCAGUGAGCAUUUUGUAUUUUAUUAAUUUCGAUGUAAAUUAUCAUGAAGUGUAUGUUACAAAAUUUUAGUGUCAAGAUGUCACACACACAAGUCUAAACCUAAUAGUUGCCGUAGUAGAAAAACUAUUGUUCUCUGUAGUGUGGUAUUGAGUUGGAUCACAGCGGAGACUAAUCCCUAUUCUAUUUAUAGAAACAUUAACCUGACAUCGUAAUAUGUAUUUUAGUUCUUGUACAGGUAGUGCCAUUGUUAUAAAGUUGUUUUAGAUCACACAUCAUAUCUCAGUACUUAGACUAAUUAAACUGUGAAUUGUACAUGAUCAUAGUCAUGCUUACUUAUAGUGAUAGAAAAGUAAUGGAAUAGUAUUAAUUUCUUAUAAUGAUAGACAAACUGCUGACGAGUAGUAGUACUUUAUAGUUUAUUUUAAUGAUUUUAGUUUUGUAGAUGGAUUUUUGAUUAUAUAAUAUUAUGUUAAAUUUUCAGAAAUAAUAUUCUUGUACUACUUACAAAGAUUGUUAGAGACUGCAUUAUAAAUUUAUAAUAUUAACUAUUACAAUCGCCAAUAACAAAUAUGUAAUGUUUUAAUAAAUUUAAGUGCACAUAU
Molecule: messenger RNA, 5412 nt
Organism: Leptidea sinapis
Lineage: Eukaryota; Metazoa; Arthropoda; Insecta; Lepidoptera; Pieridae
Product: alpha/beta hydrolase domain-containing protein 17B
Exons: 4
Coding region: 147-1010 (287 amino acids)
Biological process (GO): protein depalmitoylation
Cellular component (GO): plasma membrane; endosome membrane
Molecular function (GO): palmitoyl-(protein) hydrolase activity
Source: RefSeq, a predicted model, not a curated record